AGAGAGAAUCAUUCAAACAAUUGAGACGGAGAAAGCACAAGCUGAUUCCCCUUACAACUGUCGUUGAUGAGUUGAAGAAAAAUUUAGAACUGGAAACGACCAUGCGUGGUGACCUUUUAGAGACGAUACGAAUAAUACGGGGAAUUAAACGAGAAGAGUUUUACAGAGAAGAUACGCCUGAAAUAUACGAGGAGGAAGAGAAGGAGGAGGAGGAGGUGGAGGAGGAAACGCCUGUUGAGGAGGAAGAGGUCAACGAAGAGAUGAAAUCUACACAGAAACCGAAUUUGAAAGACGUUAAAGCGCGGGUUAUCACUCGCUGGCCCAAAGGUCACCGCCAUCAUACUAAGGCCGUAAAGACUGACUGGUCCUUCCUUACCCAUUAUUCGGACGCCGAGCUCACGGUGGAGCUCGCCUACCUCCUCCCUGAAUACAUGCGGGACGUAGAGCGCCUACGGAAGGUACAAAGGAUACGAUGGAAUUCAACGUCCACCUUUAAAACAAAACGAAUUCAAAGAAAUCUAGAAUUCGAAAGUUGGAGAGAAGAAAUGAUGAGGAUUGCGUACGAUGAAGAAUUCGGCAGAGGGAAAUCAAAAAUGUUUUCAGUUGUGCCAUUACCAAAAAUUAAAGAGACGAGCAGAAGUGUUAAUACCUCUAGGUCCUCACGUGUUUCGCUCUCUGACAGGUCGGAUGGUAUUAAAAGUGAUGACAACUUGAGUCCUCUUAGUCGAGAGAACAUUGUCAACAGCAUUUCAGCACCGCAGCAACAAAUAUCACCUUAUAAGUAUAAUCCAAUACAAAAAUUACCACUACAGAAAGAACAAAUGAAAAAUCAGUUGGCGUCUAGGAAUCGAAACAGUGUGCACAGCGGUCAAGAUAAAACCAUGUCGAAGAUUUACAGACCAGUUGGUAGGAGAGCAAUCGCACUGGCCAACAAGGCGACGAAAGCAAACACGACCUCUGACGGCAACGUUCAAAACGUAAAGACCGGCAACAUUCGCAAGCAAAACCAAACUAUUUUGACCGGAAGGAGUAAUGGAAUAAGUGCGAACGGAGGGAGAACUGAACCAAAAGACAUCAACCUGCACUUCCAGUCAAUCACGGGAGAUAAUUCUACAAGCCCAAACGCCACCUCGGCGUCCGACCAGCUCUCACAGGACAGUGAUCAGCCAGGGGUCACCACUAUCACAGUUCACUUUAACACCGACCAAAUGGACAAUCAUACGUCAAGCCCAAACCGGACACACCAAUUCAGCAUACCAUGUGGCGAUACCGAUCUUUACGAACAGGAAUCCAUUAUACGCAUCAAUAGUCCAAUAAAUCGUGAGGAUAAUGUGACUAGGUUAUUUGAAGACAUUCAGGAAUACAGGAGUAAGCACCCGACUGUGAAUCAUGUCAAGGUAGAACUACGUAGUAACGAUGUAGCAGACAUCGACUGGGUACGUCAGUAUGUCGAGGACCAAUCCCACAGCAGAUAUAAAGCCAAGCUAUAGCAUACAGACUCAGUGCGAGUUACGGUGUGGAAUCAAGUCUGUGAUAAACAAAUGAGAUGUAUCUGACAAUCCUGUUGGAUAAUUAAUUUUUUGUUUACAAUCAAUAAGGCGGAGUAAAGGGUCAGUUACUGUUAUGAUGGACAUGAUGUAAAAUAUCAAUGACAAUGUAUUGUCCCAAUUGUGCUUCAUGCCACAGGUAUAUUGCGUAACCUAGGAAUGAUUUAUUUCCCCAUUGUCAGCAACUUGUGCAAUGAAACACAGGAACAAUCCCAAUGACAAUAGUAGGAUUUAUAACGUACUGUGAUUAUCAGAUUGA
Mizuhopecten yessoensis (Yesso scallop) is the source of this 1806-nucleotide messenger RNA. RefSeq lists its product as uncharacterized. The transcript is spliced from 3 exons. The coding region runs from base 102 to 1490 and encodes 462 amino acids. The record is from RefSeq and is a predicted model, not a curated record. NCBI's taxonomy places the organism in Eukaryota, Metazoa, Mollusca, Bivalvia, Pectinida, Pectinidae.